Molecule: messenger RNA, 633 nt
Organism: Aspergillus niger
Lineage: Eukaryota; Fungi; Ascomycota; Eurotiomycetes; Eurotiales; Aspergillaceae
Exons: 4
Coding region: 1-633 (210 amino acids)
Source: RefSeq, a predicted model, not a curated record
AUGUCCAAACUCUCCGCUGCUAUCUCCAAGCUCUCCCUCUCCACCAUAGCCACCACUCUGCUCCUCCUUACCCCCCCAACCACCGCCUACUUCUACAAAUAUCCCGCCCUCUUCGUCUACAAAGACACCAACUGCACCGAUAUCUCCUUCUCACUUGUCUACCCCUCCCUGGGUAACUGCAACGGCGGAUACUACGACUACGCGGGCUCAUUCCAGAUGUUCAAUAUCGAUGCUGCGUAUACCUGUAAUGGCAGUGACUCGACACUGAUGUUUGAGAUGUAUAAUAGCUCCGGCUCGGAUUGUGGAGAUGAGAGUGAUUUGUUGUUUAGACAGCCGGUGACGGAGGAGUGUACUGUUGCGGAUGUGGAGAGUCCGGGGCCGUUGGAGAUGCCGGUUUGGUUUGAGUUGGGGUCACUAUUGGGGAAUUGUGGUGGGAUGGCUGGUACUAUGUUGUUCGGUGUGGGGAUUCUUGAGGGUGGGUUAGAGACUAAAUUAUACUGGAAAUGUUAUUCAUCAAGGCUGAAUACAAGUGUAACCGUGCACAGAUUAUCUUUGAUACUGUCUAUGGGCUGUACGAGCGUCUCUGACUCCUACAAUGAGUUAGCGGCUGCACAUUACUAUGAGGACCUGUGA